Messenger RNA from Penicillium mononematosum, 918 nucleotides. RefSeq names its product PQ-loop repeat-containing protein. The record is from RefSeq and is a predicted model, not a curated record. Bases 1 to 918 code for a protein of 305 amino acids. Lineage: Eukaryota; Fungi; Ascomycota; Eurotiomycetes; Eurotiales; Aspergillaceae. The transcript has 7 exons.
AUGCCAUCAGAAGACAAUAUCACAUUAGCGUCAAACGUCCUCGGCACUAUCGGGACAGUUCUCUGGUGCAUUCAACUCAUACCACAGAUCUGGUAUAACUGGCGCCGUAAAAAUACAGAGGGAUUUCCCGCGGCGAUGAUGUUUCUCUGGGCAAGCUGGAAUAUUACCCAAAAGAGGAAAGAGGAAAAAGGAAAGAAAGCUUCAAGAUUGAAGUUGGGUUUGCUUACAAUUGUGAUUCACGCAGGCUCGGUUCCAAUGGGCGCAUAUCUGAUUCUGCAGCAAGUCAAUAUCCCGUUGCAGAUUCAGCCUCAGAUCUUCGGGUUCUUUUCUCUUGUUAGUUGGAGUCAGGUUCUUUAUUAUAACCAUAAUUAUAGCAAAACCAAGGCCGUCCUGGUCUGCUCGGGGACGGUUGUUUUAUUUGGAGGAUUGGAGGCUCUUCUUAUUCUGACAUUGAGGAUACCAUAUAAUGACGGUGUGACAUGGCCCGACAUCGUGGUUGGGGUUAUAGCCGCCAUUCUCCUUACUGCAGGACUACUGCCGCCUUAUUUUGAAUUAUGGAAGAGGGAUGGACGUGUGAUUGGCUUCAAUUGGGGUUUCCUCGCCAUUGACACGAUGGGCGGUCUAUUUUCCCUUUUUGCGUUAGGUAUGAGUUGCUCUACCUGGAAAUCUAUGACAAGGAGCUCACCUAUUUAUAUAAUAGCGGCACAAGGCUCUUUCGACAUACUAGGGGGGGAUUAUGCAGGGAUAUACAUUAGCCAUCUUUCCUGGCGAAUCCGCUAUCGCAAGCUGCUCAAGGAAGCAAAGGAUUCAGGGAAAAGUAUUGAUGAUUUGCUUUUACUGAGGAAUAAUAUGCAAGAAACGGGGGAUAUUGAAAAGGGAAUUCUUGCUGCUUCUACUGCAGCCAGUCCUUCCGCUUAG